Ochotona princeps (American pika) is the source of this 1490-nucleotide messenger RNA. RefSeq names its product thiol methyltransferase 1A (gene TMT1A). Gene Ontology annotation, molecular function: S-adenosylmethionine-dependent methyltransferase activity. The record is from RefSeq and is a predicted model, not a curated record. The transcript is spliced from 2 exons. Lineage: Eukaryota; Metazoa; Chordata; Mammalia; Lagomorpha; Ochotonidae. Bases 260 to 994 code for a protein of 244 amino acids.
CUGCGCCUAUAAAACACAACCUGACCGCGCAGGAAGCCAGCAGUGAGGUUCCGGAGGGAAAGCCGAAACAAGAUUGGGAAUAUGAGACUGUAACCAGGUCUAUUCACUGAGCAAAAUGGGCUGCUUGCCCCUGCCUUGACUUGAGGUGUCCUGGCCCGGCACAGCCAGUGCCUGCCCUUGUUGCUCUUGGCUCUGGAGCAGCUCCGGAGCCUCCGACCCCCAGGUAGGUGUGUGAGCGCCCACCGGGUGAUUCUGCAGGAUGGCGAUUGGCGUCUUCAUCCUGAGGCUGGUCGUUUGCAGCUUGGCACUGCCCAUGUAUCUGCUGAACUUCCUGGGCGUGUGGAACUGGUUCUGCAAAAUAUGGUUCCCCUACUUCUUGAGGAGCUUCACGGUGACGUACAAUAAACAGAUGGGGAACAAGAAACGAGAGCUCUUCAGCAACCUGCACGAGUUUGCGGGCCCCUCGGGGAAGCUGUCCCUGUUGGAGGUGGGCUGCGGCACCGGGGCCAACUUCAAGUUCUACCCGUCUGGGUGCAGGGUGACCUGUGUAGAUCCCAACCCCAACUUUGAGAAGUUCCUGAUCAACAGUGUUGCUGAGAACCGACAUCUGCAGUUUGAGCACUUCGUGGUGGCUGCUGGGGAGAACAUGCCGCAGGUGCCUGACGGCUCCGUGGACGUGGUGGUCUGCACCCUGGUGCUGUGCUCGGUGAAGAACCAGGAGCAGAUCCUGCGCGAGGUGUGCAGGGUGCUGCGGCCGGGAGGGGCGUUUUACUUCAUGGAACACGUGGCAGCAGAGCGCUCCACUUGGACUCACUUCUGGCAGCAGGUCCUGGAUCCUGUCUGGUUCCUCCUGUUUGAUGGCUGCAACCUCUCCAGGGAGAGCUGGAAGGCCCUGGAGCGGGCCAGCUUCUCCAAGCUGAAGCUGCAACGCAUCCAGGCCCCGCUGUCCUUGAAGCUGGUGCGGCCUCACAUCUAUGGCUAUGCAAUCAAGUAGGGCGGGCAGCUUGACCCACGGAAGGCUUGCGUCUUAUGUUGAAAAGUAUUAGCCGGGAGAAGGGAAAAACCUUCCUGUUAGGUAAAGCUGAUUGUCAACCUUAAGAGUUCCUGUUAUUUCCAAUUUAGAAUCAAAGGCAAGAUCAAUCACUCAGCUUUGAACUCAUCUUUCAAAGGGAUCAGAGGGCGUUCACAACUGAAUUCCAGGCUCACCCCCAAACCUUACCUUAUUCCGUAACUUGAAGGUUUUCUCUGAUUGUGUUCAAUUGUUUCCCAAGCAAUGUUAAUCUGGCCCCUCUUUGAGUGCCUGGUGGCCUGGUGCUAAGGCACAGCGAGUCACUCACAGAGCACUUGGAAAGCGAGCAGUGAAUGGAUCCUAGCAACUCACAGACAGAAGAAGAAAUACUGAGCGAACAUCCAAGUCUAGGUAGCACAGAUUUUUUGAGUAAGAAAUCUGAACCUGUUACUGCUAGUGUCACUGGUCAAGCUGCUAUACC